CAUUCCUACUUAUCAUCGCCAUAUUUUCUAGUAAUAACGCGAUUAAAUAAUGUAUUAUCCGGCAAAUUAAGUAAUCAAUUUUUUAUACAAAUCUCAGCUGAUAUCAGUGACCACAUCUUUAUACUUUAAUUUUCCACAGCAAUGGCUUCCCUAAUCGUUGCCCGCACCUUUCCAGUCGUACAACGAACAGUAAAGCAACUCUUAAUAAACGACCCCUUAAAACGCCACUCCCAAACUCGAAUCAUCCAGUACAUUAUACCCACAUACACCCAACACCGUUUUUACGCCGAAAAAAAAGUCUUUGAUAGAACAAAACCCCACUGUAACGUGGGAACAAUCGGGCACGUAGAUCACGGUAAGACCACUCUAACAGCAGCCAUCACUAAAGUCCUAUCUGAUAAAAAGCUAGCAGACGUGAAACGAUACCAAGAUAUCGACAACGCUCCUGAAGAAAAAGCCAGAGGUAUCACAAUUAACGUAGCUCAUAUUGAAUACCAGACUGAAAGCAGGCACUACGGCCACACGGAUUGUCCCGGCCAUGCCGAUUAUAUUAAAAACAUGAUCACGGGGGCUGCGCAGAUGGACGGAGCAAUUCUCGUAGUGGCAGCCACUGACGGCGUUAUGCCCCAAACACGUGAACAUUUACUCCUCGCUAAACAAAUCGGCGUUGAGCAUCUCGUCGUUUUUAUCAACAAAGUCGACGCUGCGGAUAAAGAGAUGGUCGAGCUUGUGGAGAUGGAAAUUCGCGAGCUGUUGACCCAGAUGGGUUUCGAUGGCGAUAAAGUACCAAUUGUGACAGGGUCUGCGCUGUGCGCACUUGAAGGGAAGAAUCCGGAUAUUGGGGCAGAGUCAGUUUUGAAAUUGUUACAAGAGGUGGAUAGUUAUAUUCCCACGCCUAUUAGGGAGUUGGAUAAGCCAUUUUUGUUGCCGGUGGAACAUGUGUAUUCGAUUCCCGGGCGUGGGACUGUUGUUACUGGAAGACUGGAGAGAGGGGUUCUUAAGAAGGGGAACGAUUGUGAGUUUGUCGGGUUUAGUAAGGUGCUGAAGAGUACUGUAACGGGGGUGGAGAUGUUCCAUCAGAUUCUGGAAGAGGCGCAAGCUGGGGACCAAGUAGGGGCUCUUGUUAGGGGUGUUAAGAGGGAUGAUAUCAAGAGAGGUAUGGUUAUGGCAAAACCAGGCACUGUAAAAAGUUACGACCAUGUAGAAUCUCAAGUCUACAUUCUGAGCAAGGAAGAAGGUGGCCGCAUGAAACCUUUUACCUCAUUUAUCCAACUUCAGAUGUUUUGUAGGACGUGGGAUUGCGCUAUACAGGUGACAGUUCCUGAUAAAGAAAUGGUGAUGCCUGGAGAAGACUCCAAGUUGGUUCUAAAGCUUAUGCGUCCUAUGGUUUUGGAACAAGGGCAGAGAUUUACUCUUAGAGAUGGGUCUCAAACCCUUGGUACCGGUGUAAUCACAAAAACGUUACCUUUGUUGACGGAAAUGGAGAGGCUACAACUGGUGGAAGGAAAGAAAGCCAGGGAGAAGAGAGAAACUCAGGCUCAAAAAUAAUUUUCUAUUGAGUGUUUUGAUUGCGUUAUAGUUUACAAAAUAGUAUGAUUACUAUUUCCUAAGUUAUUACUUUGUACUUGCGAAUAAAUUUAAUGACAGUGCGACGUUCUGUGAAAAUAAGUUUAAAAAUGUAAAUCUGAUAACAAUGAA
This is a messenger RNA of Zophobas morio, 1698 nucleotides long. RefSeq names its product elongation factor Tu-like. Bases 142 to 1548 code for a protein of 468 amino acids. Gene Ontology annotation, cellular component: mitochondrion. The transcript is spliced from 4 exons. NCBI's taxonomy places the organism in Eukaryota, Metazoa, Arthropoda, Insecta, Coleoptera, Tenebrionidae. The record is from RefSeq and is a predicted model, not a curated record. Gene Ontology annotation, biological process: mitochondrial translational elongation. Gene Ontology annotation, molecular function: GTP binding; GTPase activity; translation elongation factor activity.